AUGCAGCUGCAAUUCUGUGAAGGCGAUUCACAUACACUCUCUUGCGCUCAUCAUAACCAGAGGAUCAAUAUCCUUUCUGCAAACUACGGUCGUUUGACUGGAGCUCAAGUCUGUGGCUGGGGAGCAAUAAAGACCACUACCUGCAAAGCUAAUGGAGCACUUGCCAAAGUUCAAGGUCACUGUCAGGGACGUUCACAGUGCACAUUACGGGCAACCAACAGCGAGUUUGGUGGUCCUUGCCCUGGAACUUACAAAUAUCUAGAGGUAACAAUUUUUGUCAGCCUAGCUUUUAUUUAGCCUGGUUCCAAAGGGAUUGCUUUUUUUCUUUCUCAUUGUGAAGUUCGUCACAGAAGAAGAAUAGAAGAAACGUAGCCUUAUGAGUAACUUUUUUUUUUUUUUUUAAGGGAAAGGGGACGAGAGGGACGAAAGGGGGAAAAAGAGGACGUAUAGAGAAACCCCUGACACGAAACCCAAAGGGGGUCCAUCUUCCCGUCGCAUUCACCUUGUAUUUGCAGUUUCCGCCUCCCUUUUUUCUUGUCUUUCCCGGCCACUUCAGCCCUUUUUCUAUUGUCAAUUAUUAUUAAAGCGAUGUUGCCUAAUUUUAUCCAAUUUCUUCCCCUUUUCUCUCUUUGACAAUCCCCACCUCCCGGGUGCCCUUCCUUUUCCCGUCCCCCGUAUCCCUCCACUGUAUUCUCCUCGGGCUCCCCGCCCCCAUUCGUCCUCCCCUACAUCAGUGUGGAACAGAAAAUUGAAAAAAUAGAAAUGACAUGGGUAAAUAUCUACAUCGGACAACUGAUUUCUCUAGCUGUACAUGUGACUAUCCUUUCUCGAUUAUGAUCCCUUUUGGACUGUUGGAAUGGGUACUGUUAAUAGCUUGAUGGCAGCAAGCCUUGUUUUCUUGGGUUGACGACACUAACUCAUGUCCGCUGAAUUCAACAGGUUCGCUACGUAUGUGAGUGAGAACGCCAAGACUCUGGUUCAACUAAAACUGUGGCGUGAGCCGUUAGUAGGGAUCGAAAAAUACAAUCUUCAUUUUUAGAUGUGCAAAGAAAGCGCCACUUGACAAUUUAGACGAUUUAGCUCACGUAGUUUGCUUGGAAAGAAAAUCAUUAAACUUCUUUUUGAACGAGAAUGUUGUAUAUCGAUAUUUUUCAUCCCUUUUUUCACUCUUAUAGCAUGUCGCCAUGUUGUUUUAGACCUCCUUUGCUUCGCGCUUCCCUUCGCUCGAAUGAAAAACGCGAAAAAAUAACUCCGGUUAGUAAAAUCCAACAAGUGGUUUAUUAUCAAAGCUGCGUUCUAAUUGGUUGAGCUACUACUAGGCUAUAUGUUAUAGCCCACUAGUAGCGAAAAGCGCCGGCUUUGAGAACCAAAACAAUGGCAGCUGAAUAACGUUUUGCUAGCUAAAGUUUAUUUGUCUCGAUAUUUUUGACCAACUAGUUGGAUUUUACUAAAACAAUCAUUGCUCUCGCCCACAUGGCUCUGAAUCAAUAGCCAAUGAGGCCUUUCGGCCUCAUGGCUCUUGACUCAGAGCCCGUUCGGGCUCGAGGAAUAAUUGUUAUUUAUACAGGCUAUGAUUUUUUGCUUUCCUCGCCUGCGUGUCCCGCUGAGAAAAAAAAGGGAAAGUAGAGAACAAUCUUGCCAGCUUAAGGGAGAUGGAUAACUUUUAAAUUAUCCUGGUCAAAUUUCAGCACUUUUUGCCACAAACAACGUACCAGCUUUGUUCACUAAAUAAAAACGUUUUGAACUGAAUGGCGGUUUUAAACUGUUUUAAAGUGAAAUACUGUUACUUUUAGGCCUAGGGCCAGACGUCGAACUUUUCACGAGACGAACCAAGCUUAGUGAGUUAAGUUCAUGAAAAGUUCCACGUCUGCCAGGCUCGGUUGAGUUUGUCCCAUUAAGAGUUUGGAUCCUCCAACACAUUCUAUCCGUCUGGUUCGACCCGUCCUAAGUUUGACGUCUGACCAGACAAACGAUCUUAACUUAAUUUAGGUCGACUCAAAAAAAUUAGAGUUUGGUUCGUCUCAUGAAAAGUUCGACGUUUGGUCCAGUCCUUAGAGUCAACAAAUUUGGCUACGUUUACAUUCACUAGAUAAGAUUAAGGAGAUUUUACCUGAUUCAUUAAUUUUUUCGGUUUCACACAAAAUACGAAUCCGAGAAUACGUCCAUAUCUACUAAAGAUUCCUCACUCACAUUACCAGGCAUUCCGCUGGACUAUCCGGUAUUUGUCUGGUUAUUAUUCACUUCACAGUUUAAUUUUUAACAACCCCCCAAAUCCAAUAUUUUCCAAUUUUCCAAAAUUUUAAAUAACACCCAUUAAUUUUUAUACUUCAAACUCGAAAUAUCAUCUAAAAACUAUUAAUCCAAGAACUGAAAACUAAUUGGCAAUGAAUCAUUUUUCGACUGAAUGAAAUAUUGGCUGAUAUCUAAGAAAAAGGGCGGAAAUAUGCGAAAAGCAAUGCUUUAAACCAGUGCUUAAAGGGUCUUACUAGAAGUUGUCUGUCGUGUUAUCGUCACUACACUCUAUGUACUCUUGUCUUCAUUGAACUUACAAUUUCUCGUCCCAUCUGUGAAAACGCUUGUCACCUAACGCUCUCCCCAAGGUUGAUUCACAUAUUACCCAUUUCCAAAGGUAGCUCAAAAGCUCUUCUCGCUUACUAACGAGAAGAAAAGCUUAUUCAGUGGAAAAAUAUAAAAAAGGGAAGCUUAAAAAAAAAUAGAGCUGCGAUUAUGGCUCGCACUGAUGUUUAGUACUUCUGGUUAAACACAGAUUUAGAACGCCGGGUUAGCUUUCAUUACUACAAACCCAAAGAGAAGCUAAGAGAGAAAAUAGUGCAGCGAUUAUGGUUUGUACUGAUGUAUAGCGAUUACGGUUAAGCACUGAUUUCAGAUUUAGAAUGGUUAGCUCCGUUAAUAAAGAAGAGCCGCCUUCUUUAGUCCAACAAGGCUUUUGAGAGGUGAUCAAAGAACUGGUUAAUACUGUAGAUACUAUUAUUUAAUGUAGCAGUUGAAAAUUUUCAUGAUCGCUUACCCAGUUUUAUUUACCUAACUUAUAACAAGAAGUUGGCUUAAGAAAAUAUGGACUAGUCUUUCGCCCCCUAGUAUUUUAUCUUUAGUUUAAUAAUCGUGUGGCUUUUACGAGGAAAUCUACGGUCAGUUUGUAAACAAAUUGUGCUUUUUGCUUCGAAGAAUAAACAUUCGCUCUUUUUUCAGGAACGCUUAUGCGUACAUGUUUACUUGUAGCCACGGCUUGGCUUAUGCUAAAUACACCUUUUCAAAUAUAGGAAGCUCCAACUUACAAUUCUAGUGCGAUAAAAAAAAGAUUGCAUCUGCGAAGAUUUUUCCCGUAAUCACAAAGUACAAUUGCACGCUGUGAAGGUGUUCUCUAUCGUUUAAGAAUAAAAGCCCAAUUAAAUUCGUACUUUUAUAUGAUAUGCAAUCCGUUAGGAACAAUUUAAAAAGAUACACUGCUACUGAUCAAUACAUGUCAAUUCACUAACGCAUUUGCAAAAAAAAGAAAGGAAGAACCAGUUCAGCGCACUUGUAUGUGAAUAGUUAGUGAUCGAUACCCUGCAUGAACUGAGAAAAGUUUCGCCGCCAGUGUUUCUGUUCCACGUGAAUUCGACCUAAGGCGCCUACACCCGUCCCAGUGGCCUACCAAUAGGAUCAAGAAUAAUUUUUAAUGGCUUUAUAUCAACACUGAUAUGUCUUGAAUUUUAUUGUAGAUCAUAAGUGUUUCAAAUUGUAGCUUAGGUGGUAACUGUACCUUUUUAACUUAAAUCUUAUUUUUAAGCGUAUUUAUACCUCUAUUUUUUAAUCCAUUUUAUAUUUUAAUCCAUUUUAAAUUUUAUAUGUAAUACACAAUUCAGCCAUACACGGCUGCGACGUAUUUUAAUAAAGUGUCUAUCUAUCUAUCAAUCAAGUUCAAGUUCUUUCAGUUCUCACACGACAUUGUCUAGCUUGAGUUGUUUGCUUUUCUGCUUGCUUGAACACUGUGAGUGUUUAAUCUCACGCAAUGAUACGCUCAUUUUACUUCAAACGCCAGUAAUUAUCGUAUUUACCUUGAGUUAAAUAAUUAUGUUUGAACUUCCUGCGCGCAUGAACAGUGCUUGAUCGCACACGAUGGUCUUAUUAUAACCCUUAGACGUACACCCAAACUCGCACCUCCACCGCGGUACCAAUAGCGGGCUGGCUCGGAACCCCCCACCUCUAGCGUCUUUCUCUUAUUCUAUUUUAUAUGCGUUUACUUUUUUUGAAAAGAUUCACCUUUAAUAGAUAUAGGCUGUGAUAUCGUUAACAAGAAUAUGUUAAUAUUACGGGAUACAUACGUACGUAAGUAGCGCUACUGGGGGCCGGUAACGUCAUUUAGAUUUUAAGCUUGGCUACGAAAUACUGCUUCGAAAUACUAAGAUGAAAAGAAAAAAAUGGAAAAUAAAAUAAAAUAAAACCUAAAAUUGUGGUUAAAUAAUGUUCCAAACAGGCCGUCUAUCGACCGACGCUAUAUCUGUUAUAUGUGGUUUUCACUCAUUCCGUGCGAAAGCGUUUUUAAAACUAACGGUUUAAGAAAUUCCUUUUUUUUUUUUUCAAACAGUAGGCAAUAAGAAGUGUUUAUAUAGAGCAGCCGCCUUCUUCUCCAGUUUAACAAGGCUUUUAAUUUCAGAAAAAUAGGGAGUCUUUAUUUAAUUUUAUAGAUGAAAAUCUACGUGGUAGCUAAUCUGGGUAUACCUUAAUUCGAAUCAAGCUGUUGGUUGAUAACAGUUACAUAACUAUUAACGAUUUUACUUUUUCAACUAUGAUCAAACCAUCGUUUGGUUUGGGUCUUAUUACCCUUCUCCCUAGUUUUAGGAGGCGUACGUGGGUACCUCAGGUAAUUAACUACGGCCCUGCUUACAAAAUGCACAUACAACUGUUAAUUAAAGUUCAUCUCAGUUAUUCCAAAGCGAUAAAGAAAGUUUGGUCCCACGAAGAUUCCCUCAAAUAUAAUCACAAGGUACAAUUAAACGUUAAAGUAUUCUCUACCGCUUAAUAACAAGAUUCCGAGGAAUUUCGCACCAUUGUAUGUUACUUUCCAGUUUAUAAAAACGGUACGAAGCAAAUAACAACUAAAACUUGAACUGCUUCUGAAUACGUGAUAAUGCGCUAAGAUUGGCAAAAAUAAAAACAGUUCUCACAUAACUUUGUCUAGCUUGAGUUGUUUGCCUUUCUGCCUGCUUGAACAGACGAGUCGCGGAUGAUCCUGUCAUUUCACUGCAAACACCAGUAACCAUUUUGUUUUAUUCUCUGCUCUUUUUCCCAUUUAACAAACUUCCAGUGUGAGAGAUAUUUAAACAGCAGUGCCCAUCCUGAAGUACCAGGAAUCAGAUACGACGUGCGCACGUGCGUACAGCUUCCCACGCCCUUGAUCACGAAAUCUUUAUAAGACAUGUGACUCAUAGAUAAGACACCAUUCUGUUCGUGGACGGAAUUCCAUCAACACUAUUUCAGUGAGUUGCCUCAUUCCAACCAGGUAACUGCUUUUUUUAAUACUAAAAGCUAAACUCACCCUUUUGAUAUAGCAAAGGGAGGCACAUUACCAAGUCCUUAAUAAUUUUGUGGUACCCUCUUUUAGUUAAUAAUGACAUUUUGCGUUUCUUUUAUCUAGACCUGAUCUUCGAGAUUUAAUCAUGAGGACCGCUUUCGUUUUCCUAACACUUCUCAUGCUAGUCGUAGCAUCAGUAACGGCAACCUACAGAUUAGUUAGUUAUCAUUAAUUAUCGUAUCAUUAAUGUUGUGGGUAGCAUGGGAGGAUUCAAAAAAACGACUAAAUCAUCAUUAUCUUGGGAGGUUCUCAAAAAAGUCAACGAAGAAAAGGAAGACUCUUUCAGACGGAGCGAACAAUGAUCGUUGACAAAUCAUCGCCUACAGCUCCUUGCUCUGCAAGUGGCAUUUAUCACUACAAUCGCAAAAACCCCAAUGUCAAUUACUUGACUGGCGUAGAAAAACGGUUUUAAAGAUGGAUACCAAAGGCAUUUGUACAUGGUAUAACGAGUCUCACAAGUCUUUAAAGAAUACCCUAAGCGAUUCACAAGCCUUUCUUACACAAACCGUCAGUAAUGAAUCUUAAAAGUAUCUCAAAUAAGCCUUCUGUAGCAAGCCUUGUGUAAAGACUCGUACACAAGCCUUCUGUAAGCCUUCUUCGGCGUUUUGUAAGACUCUUACACAAGCCUUCUGUAAGAUACUUACACAAGCCUUCUGUAAGUAUCUAACACAAGCCUUCUGUAAGGACUCUUACACAAGCCUUCUGUAAGUAUCUCAGCUACACAAGCCUUCUGUAAGGACUCUUACACAAGCCUUGUGUAAGCACCUUACACAAGACUUUUGUAAGGACUCUUCAUACAAGUGUUAGAUACUUACACAAGCCUUGUAUAAAGAGUCUUACACAAGCCUUCUGUAAGUAUCUUAGGAAAGCCUUCUGUAAGUCAUACACAAAAGACAACAAAAACUUUUUACAUAAUUUUUAAGUGUUAACGAAGGCGUUCGUAAGAAGGACUUUUAGUAAUGAGCUAUUUUAAUUAAAUUGCGUUAUUUAGUGACGCAGCAACUAAAAUAGGGUAAUUUUGGUGCAGUGAAAUAUAUAAGGUGUUGUACAUUAUAUUCUGUUACUGUUUUUAUAUAAGGUUCUGUGCCCAGCUGCUAAGAUUGAUCCCAGGUAUGAUGAAUUCGCGUUCUCUUUCAAGAAAAAAAAAUAAGGAAAAAUUUAAACUCUUUGAGAGGUGAAUCGCGCAGCUAGCAAAGGCAAAAUAUCCUUUAAUAUAUAACACACUCACCGGGAAGGGCUGAGGCCCAUAUAAGUAUGAGUGAACUCUCGUGAACUACUGGUUUUUCUUGUCCUUUACAGAGUGACUCUACUACAGCAAAAGGGGAACCAUGUUGCGGAUAUUGGUUUUGUUUCUCAUUCCAGGCUUAUUUGGUGAUGCGGGUAAAUAAUUUUCCUACAUUUUAUUUAAGAUAAUAAGGUGGGGUAGGAGGUGGGGGAGGUGGUCAAAUUUCUCUACAUAAAUGAAAAUGGGACCAUAAACAUAAACUUGAGAUAACUGAACGACUCCGAUUUUCAUCCAGAUGGACAUUUUCAACGACUUUGAAAAGGUGGGAAUCUGUCAAUAGACCAGUGAAAAGUCACAGACAUUAAGGGUGCGUUUUAUGGACGACAACGGAAGGGCGUGUGUAUUCAGACAAUCUCUUGCUAAUAUUAUGCAAUCGAGAAAACGAAAGCUAUUUUUCUUAAUUGUUCUGCUGCAGAUAAUGCUCUGCUCAUGCGCGAUAAGGUACAGUGUGAACCAAGCCUUGUUUGUCUAGUAUAUCAGCGGUUAUUUGAUAAAUCGCAAUAUUUUGCUCUCCCUCGUCCAUAAAUUGUUUAUUAUACAUAUUUCAGGUGCAGCUUGUCCGAGAGAGAUGCAGCUGCAAUUCUGUGAAGGCGAUUCACAUACACUCUCUUGCGCUCAUCAUAACCAGAGGAUCAAUAUCCUUUCUGCAAACUACGGUCGUUUGACUGGAGCUCAAGUCUGUGGCUGGGGAGCAAUAAAGACCACUACCUGCAAAGCUAAUGGAGCACUUGCCAAAGUUCAAGGUCACUGUCAGGGACGUUCACAGUGCACAUUACGGGCAACCAACAGCGAGUUUGGUGGUCCUUGCCCUGGAACUUACAAAUAUCUAGAGGUAACAAUUUUUGUCAGCCUAGCUUUUAUUUAGCCUGGUUCCAAAGGGAUUGCUUUUUUUUUCUUUCUCAUUGUCAAGUUCGUCACAGAAGAAGAAUAGAAGAAACGUAGCCUCAUGAGUAACUUUUUUUUUUUUUUUAAGGAAAGGGGACGAGAGGGACGAAAGGGGGAAAAAGAGGACGUAUAGAGAAACCCCUGACACGAAACCCAAAGGGGGUCCAUCUUCCCGUCGCAUUCACCUUGUAUUUGCAGUUUCCGCCUCCCUUUUUUCUUGUCUUUCCCGGCCACUUCAGCCCUUUUUCUAUUGUCAAUUAUUAUUAAAGCGAUGUUGCCUAAUUUUAUCCAAUUUCUUCCCCUUUUCUCCCUUUGACAAUCCCCACCUCCCGGGUGCCCUUCCUUUUCCCGCCCCCGUAUCCCUCCACUGUAUUCUCCUCAGGCUCCCCGCCCCAUUCGUCCUCCCCUACAUCAGUGUGGAACAGAAAAUUGAAAAAAAUAGAAAUGACAUGGGUAAAUAUCUACAUCGGACAACUGAUUUCUCUAGCUGUACAUGUGACUAUCCUUUCUCGAUUAUGAUCCCUUUUGGACUGUUGGAAUGGGUACUGUUAAUAGCUUGAUGGCAGCAAGCCUUGUUUUCUUGGGUUGACGACACUAACUCAUGUCCGCUGAAUUCAACAGGUUCGCUACGUAUGUGAGUGAGAACGCCAAGACUCUGGUUCAACUAAAACUGUGGCGUGAGCCGUUAGUAGGGAUCGAAAAAUACAAUCUUCAUUUGUAGAUGUGCAAAGAAAGCGCCACUUGACAAUUUAGACGAUUUAGCUCACGUAGUUUGCUUGGAAAGAAAAUCAUUAAACUUCUUUUUGAACGAGAAUGUUGUAUAUCGAUAUUUUUCAUCCCUUUUUUCACUCUUAUAGCAUGUCGCCAUGUUGUUUUAGACCUCCUUUGCUUCGCGCUUCCCUUCGCUCGAAUGAAAAACGCGAAAAAAAUAACUCCGGUUAGUAAAAUCCAACAAGUGGUUUAUUAUCAAAGCUGCGUUCUAAUUGGUUGAGCUACUACUAGGCUAUAUGUUAUAGCCCACUAGUAGCGAAAAGCGCCGGCUUUGAGAACCAAAACAAUGGCAGCUGAAUAACGUUUUGCUAGCUAAAGUUUAUUUGUCUCGAUAUUUUUGACCAACUAGUUGGAUUUUUACUAAAACAAUCAUUGCUCUCGCCCACAUGGCUCUGAAUCAAUAGCCAAUGAGGCCUUUCGGCCUCAUGGCUUUGACUCAGAGCCCGUUCAACUCGAGGAAUAAUUGUUAUUUAUACAGGCUAUGAUUUUUGCUUUCCUCGCCUGCGUGUCCGCUGAAAAAAAAAAAAAGGGAAAGUAGAGAACAAUCUUGCCAGCUUAGGGAGAUGGAUAACUUUUAAAUUAUCCUGGUCAAAUUUCAGCACUUUUUGCCACAAACAACGUACCAGCUUCGUUCACUAAAUAAAAACGUUUUGAACUGAAUGGCGGUUUUAAACUGUUUUAAAGUGAAAUACUGUUACUUUUAGGCCUAGGGUCAGACGUCGAACUUUUCACGAGACGAACCAAGCUUAGUGAGUUAAGUUCAUGAAAAGUUCCACGUCUGCCAGGCUCGGUUGAGUUUGUCCCAUUAAGAGUUUGGAUCCUCCAACACAUUCUAUCCGUCUGGUUCGACCCGUCCUAAGUUUGACGUCUGACCAGACAAACGAUCUUAACUUAAUUUAGGUCGACUCAAAAAAAUUAGAGUUUGGUUCGUCUCAUGAAAAGUUCGACGUUUGGUCCAGUCCUUAGAGUCAACAAAUUUGGCUACGUUUACAUUCACUAGAUAAGAUUAAGGAGAUUUUACCUGAUUCAUUAAUUUUUUCGGUUUCACACAAAAUACGAAUCCGAGAAUACCAUAUCUACUAAAGAUUCUUCACUCACAUUACCAGGCAUUCCGCUGGACUAUCCGGUAUUUGUCUGGUUAUUAUUCACUUCACAGUUUAAUUUUUAACAACCCCCCAAAUCCAAUAUUUUCCAAUUUUCCAAAAUUUUAAAUAACACCCAUUAAUUUUUAUACUUCAAACUCGAAAUAUCAUCUAAAAACUAUUAAUCCAAGAACUGAAAACUAAUUGGCAAUGAAUCAUUUUUCGACUGAAUGAAAUAUUGGCUGAUAUCUAAGAAAAAGGGCGGAAAUAUGCGAAAAGCAAUGCUUUAAACCAGUGCUUAAAGGGUCUUACUAGAAGUUGUCUGUCGUGUUAUCGUCACUACACUCUAUGUACUCUUGUCUUCAUUGAACUUACAAUUUCUCGUCCCAUCUGUGAAAACGCUUGUCACCUAACGCUCUCCCCAAGGUUGAUUCACAUAUUACCCAUUUCCAAAGGUAGCUCAAAAGCUCUUCUCGCUUACUAACGAGAAGAAAAGCUUAUUCAGUGGAAAAAUAAGAAAAAGGGAAGCUUAAAAAAAAUAGAGCUGCGAUUAUGGCUCGCACUGAUGUUUAGUACUUCUGGUUAAACACAGAUUUAGAACGCCGGGUUAGCUUUCAUUACUACAAACUCCAAAGAGAAGCUAAGAGAGAAAAUAGUGCAGCGAUUAUGGUUUGUACUGAUGUAUAGCGAUUACGGUUAAGCACUGAUUUCAGAUUUAGAAUGGUUAGCUCCGUUAAUAAAGAAGAGCCGCCUUCUUUAGUCCAACAAGGCUUUUGAGAGGUGAUCAAAGAACUGGUUAAUACUGUAGAUACUAUUUAAUGUAGCAGUUGAAAAUUUUCAUGAUCGCUUACCCAGUUUUAUUUACCUAACUUAUAACAAGAAGUUGGCUUAAGAAAAUAUGGACUAGCCUUUCGCCCCCUAGUAUUUUAUCUUUAGUUUAAUAAUCGUGUGGCUUUUACGAGGAAAUCUACGUUCAGUUUGUAAACAAAUUGUGCUUUUUGCUUCGAAGAAUAAACAUUCGCUCUUUUUUCAGGAACGCUUAUGCGUACAUGUUUACUUGUAGCCACGGCUUGGCUUAUGCUAAAUACACCUUUUCAAAUAUAGGAAGCUCCAACUUACAAUUCUAGUGCGAUAAAAAAAAGAUUGCAUCUGCGAAGAUUUUUCCCGUAAUCACAAAGUACAAUUGCACGCUGUGAAGGUGUUCUCUAUCGUUUAAGAAUAAAAGCCCAAUUAAAUUCGUACUUUUAUAUGAUAUGCAAUCCGUUAGGAACAAUUUAAAAAAGAUACACUGCUACUGAUCAAUACAUGUCAAUUCACUAACGCAUUUGCAAAAAAAGAAAGGAAGAACCAGUUCAGCGCACUUGUAUGUGAAUAGUUAGUGAUCGAUACCCUGCAUGAACUGAGAAAAGUUUCGCCGCCAGUGUUUCUGUUCCACGUGAAUUCGACCUAAGGCGCCUACACCCGUCCCAGUGGCCUACCAAUAGGAUCAAGAAUAAUUUUUUAAUGGCUUUAUAUCAACACUGAUAUGUCUUGAAUUUUAUUGUAGAUCAUAAGUGUUUCAAAUUGUAGCUUAGGUGGUAACUGUACCUUUUUUAACUUAAAUCUUAUUUUUAAGCGUAUUUAUACCUCUAUUUUUUAAUCCAUUUUUAUAUUUUAAUCCAUUUUAAAUUUUAUAUGUAAUACACAAUUCAGCCAUACACGGCUGCGACGUAUUUUAAUAAAGUGUCUAUCUAUCUAUCAAUCAAGAUCAAGUUCUUUCAGUUCUCACACGACAUUGUCUAGCUUGAGUUGUUUGCUUUUCUGCUUGCUUGAACACUGUGAGUGUUUAAUCUCACGCAAUGAUACGCUCAUUUUACUUCAAACGCCAGUAAUUAUCGUAUUUACCUUGAGUUAAAUAAUUAUGUUUGAACUUCUGCGCGCAUGAACAGUGCUUGAUCGCACACGAUGGUCUUAUUAUAACCCUUAGACGUACACCCAAACUCGCACCUCCACCGCGGUACCAAUAGCGGGCUGGCUCGGAACCCCCCACCUCUAGCGUCUUUCUCUUAUUCUAUUUUAUAUGCGUUUACUUUUUUUGAAAAGAUUCACCUUUAAUAGAUAUAGGCUGUGAUAUCGUUAACAAGAAUAUGUUAAUAUUACGGGAUACAUACGUACGUAAGUAGCGCUACUGGGGGCCGGUAACGUCAUUUAGAUUUUAAGCUUGGCUACGAAAUACUGCUUCGAAAUACUAAGAUGAAAAGAAAAAAAUGGAAAAUAAAAUAAAAUAAAACCUAAAAUUGUGGUUAAAUAAUGUUCCAAACAGGCCGUCUAUCGACCCACGCUAUAUCUGUUAUAUGUGGUUUUCACUCAUUCCGUGUGAAAGCGUUUUUAAAACUAACGGUUUAAGAAAUUCCUUUUUUUCAAACAGUAGGCAAUAAGAAGUGUUUAUAUAGAGCAGCCGCCUUCUUCUCCAGUUUAACAAGGCUUUUAAUUUCAGAAAAAUAGGGAGUCUUUAUUUAAUUUUAUAGAUGAAAAUCUACGUGGUAGCUAAUCUGGGUAUACCUUAAUUCGAAUCAAGCUGUUGGCUGAUAACAGUUACAUAACUAUUAACGAUUUUACUUUUUCAACUAUGAUCAAACCAUCGUUUGGUUUGGGUCUUAUUACCCUUCUCCCUAGUUUUAGGAGGCGUACGUGGGUACCUCAGGUAAUUAACUACGGCCCUGCUUACAAAAUGCACAUACAACUGUUAAUUAAAGUUCAUCUCAGUUAUUCCAAAGCGAUAAAGAAAGUUUGGUCCCACGAAGAUUUCCCUCAAAUAUAAUCACAAGGUACAAUUAAACGUUAAAGUAUUCUCUACCGCUUAAUAACAAGAUUCCGAGGAAUUUCGCACCAUUGUAUGUUACUUUCCAGUUUAUAAAAACGGUACGAAGCAAAUAACAACUAAAACUUGAACUGCUUCUGAAUACGUGAUAAUGCGCUAAGAUUGGCAAAAAUAAAAACAGUUCUCACAUAACUUUGUCUAGCUUGAGUUGUUUGCCUUUCUGCCUGCUUGAACAGACGAGUCGCGGAUGAUCCUGUCAUUUCAUUGCAAACACCAGUAACCAUUUUGUUUUAUUCUCUGCUCUUUUUCCCAUUUAACAAACUUCCAGUGUGAGAGAUAUUUAAACAGCAGUGCCCAUCCUGAAGUACCAGGAAUCAGAUACGACGUGCGCACGUGCGUACAGCUUCCCACGCCCUUGAUCACGAAAUCUUUAUAAGACAUGUGACUCAUAGAUAAGACACCAUUCUGUUCGUGGACGGAAUUCCAUCAACACUAUUUCAGUGAGUUGCCUCAUUCCAACCAGGUAACUGCUUUUUUAAUACUAAAAGCUAAACUCACCCUUUUGAUAUAGCAAAGGGAGGCACAUUACCAAGUCCUUAAUAAUUUUGUGGUACCCUCUUUUAGUUAAUAAUGACAUUUUGCGUUUCUUUUAUCUAGACCUGAUCUUCGAGAUUUAAUCAUGAGGACCGCUUUCGUUUUCCUAACACUUCUCAUGCUAGUCGUAGCAUCAGUAACGGCAACCUACAGAUUAGUUAGUUAUCAUUAAUUAUCGUAUCAUUAAUGUUGUGGGUAGCAUGGGAGGAUUCAAAAAACGACUAAAUCAUCAUUAUCUUGGGAGGUUCUCAAAAAAGUCAACGAAGAAAAGGAAGACUCUUUCAGACGGAGCGAACAAUGAUCGUUGACAAAUCAUCGCCUACAGCUCCUUGCUCUGCAAGUGGCAUUUAUCACUACAAUCGCAAAAACCCCAAUGUCAAUUACUUUACUGGCGUAGAAAAACGGUUUUAAAGAUGGAUACCAAAGGCAUUUGUACAUGGUAUAACGAGUCUCACAAGUCUUUAAAGAAUACCCUAAGCGAUUCACAAGCCUUUCUUACACAAACCGUCAGUAAUGAAUCUUAAAAGUAUCUCAAAUAAGCCUUCUGUAGCAAGCCUUGUGUAAAGACUCGUACACAAGCCUUCUGUAAGCCUUCUUCGGCGUUUUGUAAGACUCUUACACAAGCCUUCUGUAAGAUACUUACACAAGCCUUCUGUAAGUAUCUAACACAAGCCUUCUGUAAGGACUCUUACACAAGCCUUCUGUAAGUAUCUCAGCUACACAAGCCUUCUGUAAGGACUCUUACACAAGCCUUGUGUAAGCACCCUACACAAGACUUUUGUAAGGACUCUUCAUACAAGUGUUAGAUACUUACACAAGCCUUGUAUAAAGAGUCUUACACAAGCCUUCUGUAAGUAUCUUAGGAAAGCCUUCUGUAAGUCAUACACAAAAGACAACAAAAACUUUUUACAUAAUUUUUAAGUGUUAACGAAGGCGUUCGUAAGAAGGACUUUUAGUAAUGAGCUAUUUUAAUUAAAUUGCGUUAUUUAGUGACGCAGCAACUAAAAUAGGGUAAUUUUGGUGCAGUGAAAUAUAUAAGGUGUUGUACAUUAUAUUCUGUUACUGUUUUUAUAUAAGGUUCUGUGCCCAGCUGCUAAGAUUGAUCCCAGGUAUGAUGAAUUCGCGUUCUCUUUCAAAAAAAAAAUAAGGAAAAAUUUAAACUCUUUGAGAGGUGAAUCGCGCAGCUAGCAAAGGCAAAAUAUCCUUUAAUAUAUAACACACUCACCCGGGAAGGGCUGAGGCCCAUAUAAGUAUGAGUGAACUCUCGUGAACUACUGGUUUUUCUUGUCCUUUACAGAGUGACUCUACUACAGCAAAAGGGGAACCAUGUUGCGGAUAUUGGUUUUGUUUCUCAUUCCAGGCUUAUUUGGUGAUGCGGGUAAAUAAUUUUCCUACAUUUUAUUUAAGAUAAUAAGGUGGGGUAGGAGGUGGGGGAGGUGGUCAAAUUUCUCUACAUAAAUGAAAAUGGGACCAUAAACAUAAACUUGAGAUAACUGAACGACUCCGAUUUUCAUCCAGAUGGACAUUUUCAACGACUUUGAAAAGGUGGGAAUCUGUCAAUAGACCAGUGAAAAGUCACAGACAUUAAGGGUGCGUUUUAUGGACGACAACGGAAGGGCGUGUGUAUUCAGACAAUCUCUUGCUAAUAUUAUGCAAUCGAGAAAAACGAAAGCUAUUUUUCUUAAUUGUUCUGCUGCAGACAAUGCUCUGCUCAUGCGCGAUAAGGUACAGUGUGAACCAAGCCUCGUUUGUCUAGUAUAUCAGCGGUUAUUUGAUAAAUCGCAAUAUUUUGCUCUCCCUCGUCCAUAAAUUGUUUAUUAUACAUAUUUCAGGUGCAGCUUGUCCGAGAGAGAUGCAGCUGCAAUUCUGUGAAGGCGAUUCACAUACACUCUCUUGCGCUCAUCAUAGCAAGAGGAUCAAUAUCCUUUCUGCAAACUACGGUCGUUUGACUGGAGCUCAAGUCUGUGGCUGGGGAGCAAUAAAGACCACUACCUGCAAAGCUAAUGGAGCACUUGCCAAAGUUCAAGGUCACUGUCAGGGACGUUCACAGUGCACAUUACGGGCAACCAACAGCGAGUUUGGUGGUCCUUGCCCUGGAACUUACAAAUAUCUAGAGGUAACAAUUUUUGUCAGCCUAGCUUUUAUUUAG
Porites lobata is the source of this 15141-nucleotide messenger RNA. Lineage: Eukaryota; Metazoa; Cnidaria; Anthozoa; Scleractinia; Poritidae. The record is from the annotation of a GenBank genome assembly.